GUCCGCGUGUAUCCCAGAGAGGCCGCCGCUCCGCCGCAGCUUCCCCGUGUCUGCUGACCGAGGCCCGACAGCCUCCGAUAGAGGGAGUUGCUUGGAGCUCCGCCGACCCACACCGGCAACAUCCAUGCGCGUCGAGAAGCAGGUGUACGGUUUCAUCACACGGACACACCACUAGCAGCCGAGCCGCCGCAGCCGCGCUCAACUCUCUGCUUCUGCUCUUCUUGCCGGAGAGAGGACCCGGAGUGUUUUCACAUGGAGCUUUCUGAGCAGCAGACGAUGCGUUUCGGAAUUUCUCGAGUGAGACGGCGGUCUUUGUGAGGCAGUAAACCGGGUGAGAUCUGGGAAUAAAGCCUGACCAGAGGGAGAGACUCAUCCGGGCUGCCGGGAAGGGAAAGAAAGGAAGAGAUCUUGGACUCGCUGCUCACCUAUACCUGACGCCUCUCCGCAGGUCUCCAGUCUUUUGGUUUUAUGACGGAAAGUGUGUCCCCCUGCAACAGAUCUUUAAGAAGUGCUCUUCAAAAUGAAUACAGAUAGCGGCGGAUGUGCUCGCAAAAGCGUGGCAAUGUCACUCAUACUCUCUCCCAUGAAGAGGGUCCAGAGCUCACCAAAUCUAGCCGCAGGGAGUGAUUCUCACUCGUCAGACUUGGAUUCCUGGCGGUCGCGCAGCGUAACAGACGGCCUUAAAAAUGGAGAUGCGAGCGGCUCGUCGCUCGCUGCCAAAGGCUUCCGCAGCGUCAGACCCAACCUGCAGGACAAGAAGUCGCCCACACAGGGGCCUCCUUCCCCUGACCACGCAGCGCGGCAGUCCCCCUAUCGCUGCCACAGCUCAGACUCACUCGACUACCUGUCAGGCGUAAUGCCCAAGGCCCUGUCGCCCACCCCGUACGUUCCUAGCGGAGCAGGCGGCGCGCCCGGCGGGCAGAGCCUCACGGCGGUCAGCAGUGUGAGCAUCGGAGGCUUCGCGUCCCCCUCCGCCUCCCCCGUGACGGUGUCAGCUCUCAGCCAGUACUCGUCAUCCACGGCGGGUCUGCUGGAUGAGCUGCAGAUCUGUAGCCUGGACUCGCCCGGCGCCUCGCCCACGCCGUCGCCUACUCUCAGCCAUGUCUCUGCCUACACAUCCACUGCUGGUCCUGACGAUGCGCUAACUGCCUCUGUGGCCUCCACUGCUGCUGCAGCCACUGUCACUAACGGCCAGGUCCUCUCUCAUGCAAUGAAUGGAAGUGUUGGACAUCCGCAGAGGCCCCUGUCUCCACCCUCCUAUCCUCCACCCCCGACCUCACUCCACACCGGGCUGCAGAAACAGAGCAGAAGUUCAGAGGGCAGCGAGUCGCUCACCCGAGAGUCUGUGGUGUCGGGACAAACCAGCGUCAGCAGCACUGUGCCCAUUGCUCGCUUUUCAGAAGAAGAAAAGAAAGUCUCCGUCAUUAAAGCUCCCCAUUACGAAGGCAUCGGCCCCGUGGACGAGUCGGGCAUCCCCAUCGCCAUCCGCACGACGGUGGAUCGGCCAAAGGAUUGGUACAAAACGAUGUUCAAACAGAUUCACAAAGUCCACAAAGCAGAUGAUGACUACUCCGACACGUACAAUGCAACAUACGCUUUCAUAAAUAAUGACGACUACAGCCUGUCAUCCAACGCCACCACCAUGGCUCACCCGGCUCCCCGGACACACACGUACAGGCCCCUGUCCAAGAGCCCCUCAGACAACGGGGGCCACCUGGGGCCCCGCGAGCCCUCGCCGUCCCCGGUACCCCCGCCUCCUCCCCCCAUGCCUUCCCUGCUCCAGCUGAGAGCCAGAGACAGCGACCGCGAGAAGUCAGACAUGAAUGAAUGGGGUCCUCCAGACAGGAAAGUUGAUACACGAAAGUACCGAGCAGAGCCCAAGAGUAUUUUUGAGUACGAGCCUGGGAAGUCCUCGAUUUUGGAGCACGAAAGACCAACCUAUGAUGACAUAGAUUUAGAGAACGAGCCUUGGUAUAAGUUCUUUUCCGAGCUGGAGUUUGGGCGGCCGCCUCCUAAAAAGCGGCUGGAUUAUAAUCCAGACAUCUCCGCUCGCCAACGCAUCGAGACAUCUCUCCACAUCGCUCCUGCUGACAAGGCUCCAGAGAGACCAGCGAGCGCCGCCAGCGACUACAGGAAGAGAAGGAAGUCGGAGCCUUCCAGUUCCCAAGUGAAGGCUCCCUCUCAGAGCAGAGCUGUGAUUUCCCCCAAACCAGUGGAUGCCUACAGACCCAGCAGCAGCCUAAAGAAGCCCAUCAUUCGUUCCUCACCAUCCUCACCCUCCAGAGCCAAAGGUGGGGACGCAUGCGACAUGUAUUUAAACAGUUUGACCUCCCCGGGUCCUUGUCAGGACUCAUUUCCACCCCCCGACCCCUGUGACCCGGCCCACUGCCGCGAGGACGCCAGCCAGGAGGGCAGCUCCUCCUCCAAGCAGUCUGCCUGCUGUCGGAACACUUGGCAGACAAAAUGCCAGGAUGCGGGAACGUGGAGCAGCGCAGAGGAGGCGCCUCCCUCCGCCGGCAAGCUCAAGUCCCGCAGCUGCGAUGACUUGCUCAAUGAUGGGCAUUCCGGCCCAGGUGGGCGCGGUGCCACCCGCUCAGAAAGCGCGGGGUCGCUUUUGUGCGACGGAAAUCCGUCGGCAGCGUCGGCCUCCACCCGUUCACUGCCGAGGCUGCACCGGCGGCGGGCGCACGACUCGCCGGGCUUCCUCCAGCUCUAUCGCAAGAUGCACCAGAUCGACCGGGCCCAGCUCAUCCCGUCCGAAGUCAUCCGCUCGGUCCGCGCCCGCAUCCUGGAGCUGGAGCGCCAGCCUCAUCUGCACCGGCAUCGCCUCUCUCCCUGGACGCCCUCCUGGGGCGUGGAAGUGCCACGUGACAUGGUGCCAAAUCGCAUUACGGAAUACGAGCGCCUUAUUCAGAAGUCCAAAUCCAUGCCAAACCUGGGCGACAGCGAGGUGCCUUCAGGCACCACCACCCCGGGAGACUCGUCGUCUCGAGCGAGCAGCGGCGGCGGCGGCACGCCAAGCUUUCCAAAGCGCCGCUUCUCCAUCGAGUCGUUACUGGAGGAAGACAAUGGUAACGGCGGAGCGGCGCCUCACAGCAUGGAUCACCUACAUCGACCUCGCAGCCCCCCCGAAGGUCAGCCUCGAGUCGGGCCGGACCCCAGCCGCGGGCGGUCUUUUCCCGCCCCGCCGGUUCCCCAAGGCCCCCAAGCCAACCCCGACUACUCCGACAGCGAACAAGACGCCGUCGCGUCGGACCUCAGCGAUUUCAUUCAGGUGGAGGGCUCCUCGUUCUGCAGCGAGAGCGACUUCGACCACUGUUCUCUCACCUCCUCUGAGAGCCUGUACGGCUCGUCCACCCUCCAUCACCACCACCACCACCACCACCUCCGCCAUCGCCAUCACCACCACCACCCCGGUCACCAAAGCAUAGGUCAGAGCCAGGGCUACCAGCACCGCCACCUCAUCAGCACCUGCAAGGGCCGCUGCCCGGCCUCAUACACCCGUUUCACGACCAUGCUCCGCCACGAGAGGGAGCGUGCUCGGCAGGAGCACCAGAGGCCGUCCCAGCCGGGCCGCGGCAGCCACUCCCUCAUCCAGAGCUCGCAGUCCCAGCAAGCGAUGUCCAAGCUGGCCUUCCUGGUCAGCCCAGUGCCUUUCCGCAGAAAAAAGGGCUCACCACCUACCUCUAGAAGAAGCGGCGGAGGUCGAGGUAGCAGACCCAAGUCCAAGCAGGCUAUUUACGAAGCACUAGACGCAGCUUUGAGAGACAUUUAUGAGCACAUCCAAACGGAGAGGGGCCACAGAAGCACCAGGCCCCCCGACGACAGCAUCCUGAGGAGAAUCCUGGCCGAGCUGCUGCCAAACGUGCCUGAACGGAGUUCUUCUCUGCGGGGGAGGAAGGGCUGCUGGCACGGGGGCCACACCUCUGCGUCGCUGUACCCGGACGGGAGCCCCACCGGAUAUGCCUCAUAUCGAGGGGAGUCGUCCACGCCACUGCUGCAGUCACCACGGUUACAGUCGCCCGUCAGCGCCUGUUACGGGCGACACUUGGAGGCCGCAAACAAUAAUGAAUACGGAGAAGAUCAGGGCAAUGGAAAUGGUCUCUGUUAUUCAGACCAGGAUGUCUCCAGGAGUUAUUCCACCAUGGACGGACGUCACACACCACAAAGUCGGAGACCCACACCCGACAGAGAGGUCUCCCAUAAACAGAUGACACAACUUAUUCUGUUCUCUCUCCUCCAUCAGAAACAGCCUGCAAGAGCCAUUUAUGAUUUUAAGGCACAAACAGCUAAGGAGCUGACGUUUAAAAAAGGUGAUGCGGUGAACAUCAUCAGGCAGAUAGACAACAAUUGGUAUGAGGGAGAGCACCGUGGACGAGUGGGGAUAUUCCCCAUAUCGUAUGUGGAAAAGAUGCCGUCCACGGAGAAGCAGCAGCCGAUCCGCCCUCCUCCUCCAGCGCAUGUCAGAGAGAUCGGAGAGGCAGUGGCUCGCUACAACUUCAACGCUGAUACGAACGUGGAGCUGUCGCUCAGAAAGGGUGAAAGGGUCAUUGUGAUCAGGCAGGUCGAUCAGAACUGGUACGAGGGGAAGAUCCCAGACACAACGAAACAAGGCAUCUUUCCCGUGUCCUACGUGGACAUCGUAAAACGCUCCCCGGCCAGGAGCUCCUCCCACCACAUAGAUCCACAUGGCUACUCCAGCAGCAGGACGCCAACUUCUACACCCGUCAAGCGAUUAGUUCAGGAUGCACUCCAUGGUGGAGGAGAGCCAUACCAGGCUCUCUACAACUACAUGCCUCGCAAUGAAGACGAGCUGGAGCUGAGGGAGGGAGACGUCGUGGACGUGAUGGAGAAGUGUGACGACGGCUGGUUUGUUGGGACCUCUCGAAGGAGCAAACUGUUUGGAACCUUCCCAGGAAACUACGUGAAGCAGCUAUAAUGAUUCCAGGCUCUCCCUCCGUCGCUCUCCGACGCGCCCAUCGCCUUUGGCACAGCACCCGCCGGACAUCCACACAAAACCUGCUGCACAGCGUUUGCGUGUGUGUAUGCUUGUGUGUGUGCGGCUUGUCGGCUUCACACAGAAUAUUUAGCUCAAACUAGCCAUUCUCUAAUGGACGACUUCAAUGAAAUGAUAUUGAUUUUUAAUCUUAUCUUUUUACUCUUAUUUUUCUAUCAUGGAAAAUUCUGAAUUUGCGCUCCGGUCACUGACCUUUAUCUUUUGACUGCAAUGGAAAGAUCUUGUGGGACUUCGGUGACGUUUUCCUUUCUACUUUAACUAUUUAAGAGCAGUGAGACUACCCAGAAUCACUUUAUUUUUCCCCCCCCCCUGUUUUGCAACACUUCUUAUGGUGUAUUUCAGUGUUGAAUGACGAACAUCCCCAGAGACUGAGUGCAGAAUACUGUAAAAGGUAAAAGCAGUAUUGUGUCAGCAGGGCUGCUGCUUUGGGGGAGUACGGCCAACCUUUUGGCUCACUUUGCCAGGUAAAAACCAUGUUACUUCCCACAGUUCCAUGUGGAAAAGACUGUUUGUGUCCAUGUGAGGCACUGCCCGAGGUGGGGUUUUUUUUGUUGUUGUUGUUGUUGUUUUUUUUUUUUGGAUGAGCAUCAGAUGGAAAUCAUUAUCAUUUCAAACAUUCAGUAUCACUGCUGCACUGGCCUCAAACCCUGGAGGAAGAUCAGGAAAGGUAUAGUUUCGCUUUCAGCUGGUCGGUUGUGUCAUUUUCACAUUAGCAUUGAUGCACUUUAACAAAACGUGAACACAGAUUAGCUUUGUUUCGAACUUCACCUCAGAUUUUACACACUACAUGUCACUCUAGGAAGACUUGGGGCGUCGGGGCUCGUAGACACGUGUAGAAAGUGUUGCUGACGUAUUUAUUAGAGGACGGAGGCUAAUCAGACCGUGCUGUAAAAUAAUGUUAGGAAAAUGUGGAACACCAUGUUGCUUUUUCUUUUCUUUUCUUUUCUUUUUUUUAACCAUAUUUUACCAGCACCUGACCUACCUAUGUUUGAGAGAUCUGUCUUGUUAUCGUCAUGUGUCUGGUCCGCAGAGGUUCACAGAGGGACGGACGAUUCAACAGGCUGUAGUAAAAUGUAGUAAAAUUUUCAGCUUGGAAAAAGAGAUUUGGUCUCAUUCCCACAAACCAACCUGGUCUUCAGCGGGACUCGUGUGUCACCUUGUGGAAUAAUCGGCGGUUUCUCUCUCAGCAUGUCAUCUUCAAUACGAUCCAUGUUUUGUUUGGAUUUUUUUGUCAUCUUGUGUUUCACAAAAAAAAAAAAAAAGAAAUAGACACUGACAACGAAACAAAUGUUAAAGCACCUUAAAAUAUGUUAUCAUUCAUUGUCUUUCACUUCACUCCUGUCAUUCACUAUUUCAGCUGGGGUGUGUGCAUGUAUGUGUGUGUGUGUUGUUUUUUUUUUUUGUUGUUUUUUUUUGUAAGUCUUUUGUAUGAGAGUUGUAAAAUGGCCAACAUCCACUUUGCUCACUUGCUUUAUAAAGUCGGCUUUUUGUCACCCACCAUCACAUUUGGUUUCCUCUCUUUUCUUCAUCGGUGGUGCUAAUUUCCACUUUUCCGGAAGCUGUUGUCGUAGCCGGGCUUUUAGGCAGUUUUCUUUCCUCACUGUGGCUCCAGUGAUUAGUCCCAUUGCGAGUCGGUCAGCUGUUCACACUGACGUUACUGUAGGUAGAUUUGAGUUGGUGACUGCUGCCUUACAUCCAGCUCAAUCAUUUAAUAGCCAUGUAUAUGUAAACCUCUGUGAUGCAAAAAAAUGAAUAUAUCA
Salarias fasciatus (jewelled blenny) is the source of this 6777-nucleotide messenger RNA. It is a transcript of the gene sorbs2a, whose product is annotated as sorbin and SH3 domain containing 2a. The transcript has 26 exons. NCBI's taxonomy places the organism in Eukaryota, Metazoa, Chordata, Actinopteri, Blenniiformes, Blenniidae. Bases 521 to 4939 code for a protein of 1472 amino acids. Gene Ontology annotation, molecular function: protein binding. Gene Ontology annotation, cellular component: plasma membrane. The record is from RefSeq and is a predicted model, not a curated record.